Molecule: messenger RNA, 1684 nt
Organism: Cuscuta epithymum
Lineage: Eukaryota; Viridiplantae; Streptophyta; Magnoliopsida; Solanales; Convolvulaceae
Source: the annotation of a GenBank genome assembly
AUUUAUUUUCAAGUAAAGUCACUUAUUUGGUUUAAGACUAACAUCUUCAAUUACGGAUGGAAUUGGAAGAUCUGACCUCAUGCUUUCGCAGUGCCAUGGGACUGUACUUGGCAUGACUGAACCACAGUUAAAAAAAUGAAAUUGGCUUGUUAUAUGCUCCUAUUCAAGAAAAAUGGGUUUUUUAUUAUAAGAGGCUUACUCGUAUUAUAAUUCCUCGGUCAAGUCUCUUCCUUUGCUAUCUAGUCUAGUUAAAAUUCAGCACAUAAAUGGAAGUUCUACAGCAACCAAUUGGAAAUACAGCAGGUGAAGAAGGAACAGAGACGGGAAACAGAUUAACAUAUUGUGUAACAGGAGGCUCAGGCUUCAUAGGAUCGUGGCUCCUCAAAUCUCUCCUCCAGAAGGGCUAUAAUGUCAAUGCCACUGUCCGCCAUCCAGAAAAGGCGCUGCAUCUGUUAAAAUUGUCUGAUCGGCUGAAACUGUUUAAAGCUGAUCUUAACGAAGAGGGGAGUUUCGACGAGGCAGUUAGAGGCUGUGAUGGAGUAUACCAUGUAGCUGCAUCAAUGGAAUUUGGUUUACAAGAAAAACAUAAUAAUGAUAAUUAUGUUCAAGAACAUGUGAUAGACCCCGCAAUCAGAGGGACAAUAAACGUUCUUAAAUCUUGUUUGAAAGCAUACUCGGUGAAAAGAGUUGUUUUCACAUCAUCAAUCAGUACAAUGACAGGCCAGGAUAGUUCUGGAAAUUUGAGACCUGUGGUAGAUGAAACUUGCAACAUCCCAACAGAACAUGUAUGGAAGACUAAGCCAAGUGGAUGGGUGUAUUCUAUUGCAAAGGUAUCCACAGAAGAGGCUGCAUUCAGAUUUGCCAAUGAAAAUGGUAUAGAUUUGGUGUCAGUAAUUUCUCCAACAGUGGCUGGUCCAUUCUCCACUUCUACAGUUCCAUCAAGCAUUCGGUUUCUCUUAUCACCAAUAACAGGGGACGCAGGGCUGUUACCAAUACUAGCAUCAGUAAACUCAAGAAUGGGAUCGAUUGCAGUAGUUCAUGUGGAAGACAUAUGCUCUGCCCACAUAUUCCUCAUGGAAAAUGAUAAAGCUAAAGGACGAUAUUUCUGCUGUGCUCGCAAUAUUUCAAUUUCUGAACUGAUUGCUCGACUAACUGAAGAAUACCCAAUUCCUAAUGCACCAAGCCUGAUAAUGCAAGAUGAUAAUCUGCAGCCCCCCACUAUUUCGUCAAAAAAAUUAAUGGACCUGGGAUAUUCUUUCAAACAUGGUGUCCAAGGUAUCAUACAGGAUACUAUCCAGAGCUGUAUAGAACAUGGGUUUUUACCUUGUAAACAAUAGUAAGCAUCUCCAUUAUGCACCAUUAAACAAGCCCACCAUCUGUAAAAAGUACAAAGCAUAGAUGACUAUAUUGUAUACAUGAUAAAUGGGGGUGGGGGUGAAAAUGUGCACGCGGAAUUACUUGAUAGCUUGUUGCAGCUUAGGUCAGCAACCUUGUAAUUCAUCAUGGAUUUCUGAUGCCGUUUGAUUAUUAUUCGGAUUAUGUUCUUUCCCAUUUAGUAGAAGUUCUUGGUUACCACUGUAAGUACUACAUUGGUCUGUAAUAACACUGUAUUAUCUCAAUAAUGGUAAUCUUCAAAGUGUAAUGCAUAUUCUAAUUUUAAUAAUUUAGUUGAAAUUUGAACACA